GGGCCUGGUGGUGGUGGGCGAUCAGACGGAGCUGCUGUACCAGCAGGGCUACUGGGCCAGCUACAACCUCCCGUACUACGAGGAGAUCUUCAACGCCAGCGGCACCCCGGAGCUGGUGAAGAAAUAUGGCGACUGGUUCACCUACGACAAGAAUCCCCGUGCCCAGAUCUUCCGCAGGAACCAGACGCUGGUCCACGACCUGGACUCCAUGGUCCGCCUGAUGAGAUCCAACAACUACCUGCAGGACCCGUUGUCGCGGUGUGGGGGCUGCGACCCCCCCCAGAAUGCAGAGAAUGCCAUCUCAGCCCGCUCCGACCUCAACCCCCCCAACGGCACCUACCCCUUCCCCGCCCUGCGCCAGCGCUGCCACGGCGGCACCGACAUGAAG
Merops nubicus (carmine bee-eater) is the source of this 388-nucleotide messenger RNA. Its product is annotated as putative phospholipase B-like 2. Gene Ontology annotation, molecular function: glycerophospholipase activity. Gene Ontology annotation, cellular component: extracellular region. The transcript has 3 exons. The record is from RefSeq and is a predicted model, not a curated record. The annotation marks the transcript as partial. NCBI's taxonomy places the organism in Eukaryota, Metazoa, Chordata, Aves, Coraciiformes, Meropidae. Gene Ontology annotation, biological process: phospholipid catabolic process.